GGCGCUGUUUCCAGAUCUGCCCCGUGGUGCCCGGCGCUGGAGGCGGCCUGCCGAGUACUGCUCUGCCAUGAGACAGUUCGCCUGCCUGCUGCACCUCUGCCACCGUGCCGCCUACGAGCAGCUGAGGAAGGUUUUCCCCCUGCCGCAUCCCGCCAGCCUGAUCAACUGGCUGUCUAACGAUGCUGCAGCUCCAGGCUUCAGCAAUGAUAUGUUCCUCCAGCUUCAAGAAAAGGUGGAGAGAGGGGAACAGGCCUACUGCUACUGUACCCUGAUGGUACAGGAUAUGUCCCUGCAGAAGUGCCAGGAGUGGGACCGGCAGACCCAGCGUCUGACCGGCUUUAUUGACUUGGGAGCAGGCAGCCUUGAUGCUGAUGAAGCUCCGCUGGCCUCAGAAGCGGUAGUUGUUAUGGCAGCCGGUAUCUCAAGCCCUUGGAGGGCUCCCCUUGGCUACUUCUUUGUGAGCAGCGUGACUGGUUGCCUGCUGGCUCAGCUGCUUCGUCAGGCCAUCAGUAAGCUGAACAACAUUGGUGUCACAGUGCUGGCCGUGACAUCGGGUGCCACCGCAUGCGGGGCUGAGACAGCAAGAGCUCUGGGGAUCAGGAUCAACCCCCAAAGGAUCCGCUGCGCUUUCCAUCACCCACCCAGCUCCGCUCACUGCAUUGCAUACUUCUUUGAUGUUUGUCAUGCUCUCCAGUUGAUAAAGAACACACUGCAAUACUUCCAGAAGAUACAGUGGCUCAGUGACACUGUGCAGUGGCAGCAUGUGGUGGAGCUGGCAACUUUACGGGAGAAAAAGCUGUUAGGGCGCAGGUCAUGCCAUCCAGAGCGUGAAGAGACCUACCAGCUAGAGGUCAACCUCGCUGCCCAGUUGUUCAGUGAGGGUGUUGCUGAUGCACUGGAGCACCUCCAGAAGCUGGGCCUGGCCUCAUUUCAGAACUGUGGUGGUACUGUCAAGUUUCUGCGUAUGAUGAGUCGUCUGUGCAAUGUAUUUCAUGGCAAUGGACUGAAGGGGCCUUUGCCAGCCGGAAAUUAUAACAAAAUCAGCCCCCUCUUCCAUGAAGCUAAGAGCUUCUUUGUUACCUUAACAGACUCUACAGGGAGAUACAUUAUUAAGAGCAAACGCAGACUGGGCUUUCUGAGUUUUUUGCUCAAUGCUGAGAGCCUCAAGUGGCUUUACAGCAACCCUGUGCUUCAAGAGGGUGCUCCUUCCCAACGCUUCCUGACCUCUGCCUUCAGCCUUGACCCGUUGGAGCAGUUUCUCUGGGCUCUCCAGCAAGCCUGCAGCACUGGCAGUGGGAACCCCACCUGUGCCAUGUUUCAGGCUGCCUACCGCAAAGUGCUGGCUGGCUGCAGCCUGGAGCCAGACACUCUGCACAGCACAGCAAAUACAAGUAGCUUGGACUUGUCUCACAGGACAGACCUUACCCUUGGUAGCAUUUGUUCUCAGUAUAACCCAGCUCACAGGCGGAUGCUGGCAGCAGAGCUCCCUUGUGCUGGCCUUCUUUUGCGUGACUCUCCUCUGAGCAAUGCACUUACAGACCUAUCGCUGUACAAGCAGAGCAUCACCUUUGCUGCAGGCUUAGUUGCUGAGCAGCUAGCCUCCAGCUUGCGAUGUGAGGCUUGUGUUGCAUCCCUCUUUGAGUCAGAUGGGAGCCGGCUAAGGUGUGGAGCAGUGCUCUAUAUCAAGAAGUUACAUGGACUAAGCCUGCCCUCAGCAAGCGUGCACCAUGUGGCAUACAUUUCUGAACAAGUCCUGAGCAGGCACAGACAAUUGGGAGAUGACAACAAGAACUCCAAGUUACAUUAUUUGUCCCUAGAACAGAAAAUUUUCCAUGAGCUUCUAGGACAAAAUCACCUCUUCCCCACUUUUUCUGAGCAUUUAUUUGAGGGGGAAUUGCACACUGACAAUCACUACACAAUUUUAGUGAAGGGAAUAGCAGAGCAUUACUUAAACAUCAGAACAAACCAAGCCCAAAAAUUGAACUUCAGUUACCACUGUGGCAGGCACAGAUUGAAGAGAGCGAAGGGAAAGCAUUUGUUCCUAUCACAGCUAAGUAGCUGUUGGUCAAGCCAAACCCAUGCAGGAUCAUGAAUAUUUAUUGCUGUUCUCCAUUGAGGCUCAGUGGCCAGAUCCAUGCAAUAGGCACCAGAAAACCACAUGGUGUCUUUCCAUAAUUUGCCAGGCAAAACUAGUCUUGACGAGUGAUGACUUGGGACACCGUGAAUGUUCUGACCCCAGUUUGAGUA
Messenger RNA from Meleagris gallopavo (turkey), 2247 nucleotides. Lineage: Eukaryota; Metazoa; Chordata; Aves; Galliformes; Phasianidae. The record is from RefSeq and is a predicted model, not a curated record.